This is a messenger RNA of Protopolystoma xenopodis, 555 nucleotides long. The record is from the annotation of a GenBank genome assembly. NCBI's taxonomy places the organism in Eukaryota, Metazoa, Platyhelminthes, Monogenea, Polystomatidea, Polystomatidae.
AUGGGGCACUUCGGUCCAGUCGGGGGUCGCGGCGCCUAUAACGCCUACCUCGAGGGGCCUCUGGCGCCCGGAACUGCUGGGUCGGAGUGUGACCACGAGGGCCUGGCGCCCGUAGGUAAGACGGUCGGGGCAUCGGGAGCCCCGGUGGCGCAGGUGCAUCGGCUGCCGCAUGCUUACGUAAAUGAAGCACAAGUGCAGGCGCUUGGCGCCGUUAUCAGGUCGACUGGGCAACAGGGAUUUCGUUCAACUGCCGGCCCGAUUUCAACUGAGUCUUCGGCGACUUCGGGCUUGGUCUUGACCCCGGUGGCAGCUUCAACCUCCGUUUCAGCCGACUCUGCCACGUCUGGAGAACUAAGAAGGCCUGAGCCUUCCGGUGCUGAGCCCCUGACCAAAACGGGACAGAUGAGAGCCUCAGUCAAAGCUGGUCGACGAGAUUACGGUGAUGCUAUAUCCUUGAUGUGCCCAUUUAUCCAUUUCGCCUUGUCUAGGUCUGAAAUUAAGCAAAAUUCCUUAUUCAUCGAAAAAAUGCGGGUUUCAAAGAAUCUUCUGACUUAA